AUGGCUGUGGACGAUGCGCAGCGACGAGAUUUCCUUAGGAACCACGUCACCUCCGAUCUGCAGUAUGUGUGGGAAGACUCGCAAGUCAGUUUGGACAUGCAAUACAGAAUGGCCCAGCAUUACACUAGCUUGAGGGUUUUCAUUGCGCUGGCAGAAACCGCAGCAGAGUUGAGGACAGCACUGCGGACGGACUUCCAGCUGGACCCAACAGCAGGUGCCGAACAACGUGCUGAAUUGGCACGGGUAGUUAGCUCAUGGCUGACUGGCAGACAAUUGUACGAAAAAGAGACGGAGCUUACAGCAGAGAGUAAAGUCAUGGGUAUGCCUCGGAACCUGCAGCACAGUGAAAGGCUUGCUAUGGUUAAGGCAGUGGAGACAGUGUUAGGGGCCCUUGCAGAGAACGACACACCAUCUGCCGAGUAUCUUGCACUCAAGGUUGAAGAAUGCGAGAAUGGAGAAAUCACAGCCUCGACUUUGGACACGGUAACUUCAAAGGCCCACAAAAAUACGUCUUCUUUGCAGACUUCUUUGGAUCCAGCAGGGCAUGUCAGGGUAGUGAAGAACAAAACGAAAGGGGCUUUACCGGCCAACACAGAGGAGUACAGACAAGCCAUGAAACUGGAAUCCAUCACGUGGAUGUGCAUGUCGGCCAAGUUCAAAUCAAAGAGUUGGUUGUCUGACCUGAGGUUGGAACACUUCACCAAGUUCACUGAGUACAUUUUGGGGGAACGUGUGCGCUCCAUCAAGAUUCCGGUGGAUGGGCAGAACAUGGCGCUGAAGCCGCAAUGGGCCCUGGUUUUACAGUACGAACAUAGGUUAAGGAGAGAAGCUUGCAAGCUGGUGAACCGGGGCGAAGCAACUCUUGCGGAAGCGCUUCAAAGAGUCAUCAAGGAUGCAGACCUCAAGGAAUCCUUUUUCACCACACCGCUCGCCCUCACAGCGGCCGAGACCCCUGCAAAGUUUUCACGGUCCUCCUUUAAGGGAUCUUCAGAUAGCAACUACGAUGCUACAGGGCGCACAAAGGGAAAGGGCAAGAAGAAGUUUCAACCUUGGAAAGGACACGGAAAAGGUCAGAAAGGGCAUUCUAAAGGCAAACAUGGGGAUUUACCCCUGGUGUCGCAGACGCCAGAUGGUCGCGACAUAUGCUUUGCAUUUAACUCACAGGGCUGCAACAACAAGUGUGGGCGAUUGCAUGUCUGCAGAGUCCGUGGUUGUUACGGCGACCAUGCGGCCCGAGAGCACAGCAAAGUGCAAACGGGCGGGGGUAAGAAAGAGGAAGUUGACAUUGAACGGAGCAAUGAGGAUGACCUACUCCAACAAGGUCUUUGGGAAGAGUUGUGGGCUGCUAUUGACCAAGGUGAAUGGGAUGUGCAUCCUGAAGACUUAGGUUUGACCGAAUCCGGCGAAACGCCAGCUAGUGUGUGGCAGUUGGAACAGAUGCAGGCUUUGGUGACUAUGAGAGGCGCUACAACAUUUGCUGUGUAUCAAUGUCAGUUUGGGGCGCAGUCACCAAAGCCCACCAGGUUUAUGACUUCACUGCAGAAAGCCAAAAGUUUUCCUGCACAGGGAUUGCCCAUCUUUGACUCAAAACGUCACUACCUGGGACCAUUGCCUAGGUCUUGCACACACAAGUACCAUGUCAAAAAGUUGAUUGGAAAAGAAGCUGGCAAGUGGCGCACCGCUGAUUCGGCAGCAUAUCCUCCUCCUCUUUGCAAGUGGCUGGCUCAGCUCAUCGUCUCUCGAGUGGGGGAGGCACGCUCUGAGCUGAAUGGCGGCAGAGUUACAGCAAUGGCUGGACAGGCCACAGAGCUUUCAGUGGCACAGGGUCUUGCAGAUGAGCCGGUCUCAGAAAGGAUGCAGGUGAUGGAAACUCAAAAACCUUUGCAGGGUGAGGCACCAACAGAGAAGGUUGAGGCAGUGGUUGUUGAGGAGGUGGCUGACACAGGGGCUCCUAGCAAAAGGAAGCAACAACAACUCCACCGGGGUCAACCACGCUCUUUGGAAUGGGCAGGCAAACAGCGUGCUAUGGUGGACGGAUUUGGACUGUGUUCACCAACGUUGUGGCACCCUUCAGAUAGGAAUGCGUACAUGGUUGACACGGCGCAGGCAUUUUGCAGGCGUCUCUAUGACAUUUUGCAAACUGCAGUUUUGGAGAAAUUUGACGACAUCAGGUUGGAGGCUAUCAAGCUUGGACUGGGCCGGAUAGGAUCAUCGCCCUUUUCUGAUGAGGAGCUCAAGGCGCUGAGGGGGCGUUGGGCAUCCCUAUUGCCCUCAAGGGCCAUGGCUUUGUGCGUACCGGAACGACAGCCUUUCUACCUGGGGCUGAUUGGGCAGACACUGGAGCUCCUGAGCGAUCCUGAUUUUUCCAUUUACAUGGAUGGCAAGGAUUCAUUUUGGAAUGGGGUGCCGGUUGGCUUUGACGAGCCUUUACCCAGGGUGCCAGAGCUCUAUCCCAAGAAAGAGAAGGUCAGGCCGUUAGAUGAUUCUGAGUACAACAACAUGGCAACCAACUACAAGUCCGCCAGAGAGAUGGCAGACGACUUGGAGAAAAAGUUCCGUGAAGAGGAACAGUUAGGGAGGAUGAUCCCGACCACCGUUGGAGAGAUGAAAUCAAAGUUUCCGCAUAGGACUCCUUUGGUUGCAGCAAUGGGCGCUUUGCGAAAGCCUAACGGCGAUGUCCGACCUCUUCAUGACGGGACGCAUUACGUCCAACUGAAUAAUGCAAUCUUGUUCCAGGACCAGCUCGAAUAUCCUGGUCCAGAGCAUGCAGCUGGGAUGGCUGCCCACCGUCUGGUGAAAAUACGGGAGGAAGACUGGCCGCUUUUGGGUUGCAAAGUCAGGUCGGAGGACAAGACAGUUUGGAUUAACACUGUUGGUACGUUUGGUAUUUCCUCUGCUAGCUAUUGGUGGUCACGUCUUUUCUCUGGGGUUGGUCGCGUGGUUGGAUAUGUGUUGAAUCAGCAAGAUUGGCAUCAACUGGUCUAUGUGGACGACCUCCACCUUUCGUGCUUGGGGGCGCGCAAGUUUCUCAACCUCUGGGUUGCAAUCUUGAUGUAUGAGCUGAUGGGAACCCCUUUUGCUUAUGGCAAGUUCACCGGAGGCUUGCAGGUGCAAUUCGUUGGAUACCUGCUUGACUACAAGGAAUGCUUCAUUGGCAUUACCAAGCGCCGUGGUGAUUGGCUGAUUCAGUUCAUUGACGAGUUGGCUCGGUCUAUUUACGCCGCUUCAACGAAUUCUUGGGGCGACUUGGAUUUGUGGCACGGGAGCACGGUGGCGACUGCCCCAAGGCUGGUGCUCCUGGUGCUCCAGUUCUUGAAAGUGCAGCUCACAGAUUGCACCUACCUUCAUUCUUGCGAACGGCCUCAGACUGCAGGGGGAGAAGUUUUUCGCACUGAUGCAAAGUGUGAGGUUAACAGAGUAGUUUUGGGGGGACAUCAUUUGGAAUCUGGCAAAUGGUUUUCGCUGGAGGUGCUGCCCCACCAAGCGCCUUACUUGUUCAAGUCGGAUGGCCAGUCGCAGUGGGCUUCCACGACUGCUGAGCUGCUGGCUGUAUUAAUUGCACUGCACUUGUUUGGCUAUUUGGAAGUGGGGCGGCGCAACAACUUGCCUCCUCUCCACGUGGGCGCCGGCACAGACAAUUUAGCGAACGAACACUUGCUGAAGAAGGGGCUCACGACCAAAUGGCCUCUUUGCUUAGUGUUCAUGCAACUCACUGAAGCACUCAUGAGGGCGCAUGUUCAUGUCAGCCUGGAUUGGCGACCACGAGACGAAAACUGUCUGGCGGAUGCGCUGACCAACGGAGACUUCAGCGCGGUGGACCCGGGCAGCCGCAUCUUUUGCGUCUGGGAGCAAUUUGACUUCUCCUUGUUGCAGCGCCUUUGGGAAGAGCGGGAAAUUUACUUGGACAAGGAGGCGUUGCGUGCCACAAUGCACCACAGGAACCUUGGUGAAUUUGAGAAGUCGGCUUGGUAA
This is a messenger RNA of Cladocopium goreaui, 3972 nucleotides long. The record is from the annotation of a GenBank genome assembly. NCBI's taxonomy places the organism in Eukaryota, Dinophyceae, Suessiales, Symbiodiniaceae.